This is a messenger RNA of Lutra lutra (Eurasian river otter), 6979 nucleotides long. Its product is annotated as annexin A7. The record is from RefSeq and is a predicted model, not a curated record. Gene Ontology annotation, molecular function: calcium-dependent phospholipid binding; calcium ion binding. The transcript is spliced from 19 exons. The coding region runs from base 157 to 2787 and encodes 876 amino acids. Gene Ontology annotation, cellular component: cytoplasm. Lineage: Eukaryota; Metazoa; Chordata; Mammalia; Carnivora; Mustelidae.
GCAUUUCAGCAGUUUGCAAAGGGAAGUGAUAUGAAGGGACAGCUGCAAGUCAGCCACAACCUAGAUAGGAGGAGGUGAAGCAUUUACUUCACUUGGAAGAAAGAGAGAAGGAAGGAAGCCGAGGGCUUAGCAGGUCCCAGGUAUCAGUGGACAGCCAUGGCUCCAAGAUCCCGGCAACGAAGGCACAAGAAACCCCCUUCAUCGGUGACUCCCAUGGUUGUGACCCCACCCACAGUUGUGACCUCUGUGCCUCUGACCCUCUCAAAACCUGACCCUAGCAUUGAUGCACUUGGCUUCUUCUCCUUGGAGAAUAAUGUUCCUGGCCUAUCCCAGCUAAUCCUUCAAAAGCUAAACAUGAAAAGCUAUGAAGAAUACAAGUUGGUGCUAGAUGGGGGUGCUUCUGUAUCAGGCUUUGGAUUUCGAUGCCUUCGAGAAAUGUUCCAGAAGAUGGAGGACACAUUCCAAUUCUGUGCUCACUGUAGAGCUCUUCCUAGUGGCCUUUCAGACUCCAAGGUCCUGCGGCAGUGCAAGAGGUGCAGAAAUGUCUAUUACUGUGGUCCAGAGUGCCAGAAGUCAGACUGGCCAGAGCACAGGAAGGUUUGUCAAGAGCUGCGUCUGGUAGCUGUGGACCGUCUCAUGGAAUGGCUUCUAGUCACAGGUGCUUUUGUCCUACCUUCAGGACCUUGGCCAUGUGUGGCUGAAGUUGUACAGGGCUGGGAUACCUGGUUUUCUAUGCGGCAUUUACAGCUAGAAGCUACACUGGAUGCUGUACUAGGUAGUCAUGCCAUGAACACCCUGUGGGCCAACGUAGGACGGCCAAGGCCAGACCCAGAUGUCCUGCAGGGCUCUUUGAAGCGGCUGCUGACAGAUGCCCUAUCACGGCCCUUGACACUGGGCCUUGGGCUUCGGGCCUUGGGGAUAGAUAUUGGGAAGACUGGGGGAAGCACAGUGCAUGUGGUUGGUGCUUCCCAUGUGGAGACAUUCCUCACACGCCCUGGGGACUAUGAUGAGCUUGGCUACAUGUUUCCUGGACACCUAGGCCUCCGUGUGAUCAUGGUGGGUAUAGACGUAUCUGCUGACUUUACACAGAGCACCUCAACUUCCCCCCUGGAACCUGGCACAGUUCAACUUAGUGGCUAUAGGGGCCUCUAUCAUGACUUCUGGGAGGAACAGGUAGAGACUGGACAGAUAGCCCAUCCAGAUUUGGUGGUGGCAUUCCAUCCAGGUUUCCAUGCUUCCCCAGAUUUGAUGGAGGCUUGGCUGCCCACCCUCCUGCUACUUCGUGAUUAUGAGAUCCCUACAUUGAUCACUGUUUACAGAAUGUCAUACCCAGGCUAUCCUCCAACAGGCUACCCACCUUUCCCUGGAUAUCCUCCUGCAGGUCAGGAGUCCUCUUUUCCCCCUCCUGGUCAGUAUCCUUAUCCUAGUGGCUUUCCUCCAGUGGGAGGAGGUGCCUACCCCCCAGCCCCAAGUAGUGGCUACCCUGGAGCUGGAGGCUACCCAGCCCCUGGAGGUUAUCCAGCCCCCGGAGGUUAUCCUGGUGCCCCACCACCAGGGGGAGCUCCAUCCUAUCCAGGAGUUCCUCCAGGUCAAGGGUUUGGCGCCCCACCAGGUGGAGCAGGCUUUUCUGGCUAUCCACAGCCACCCUCACAGUCUUAUGGUGGCAGCCCAGCACAGGUCCCACUACCUGGUGGCUUUCCUGGAGGACAGAUGCCUUCUCAGUAUCCUGGAGGACAAGCUCCUUACCCAAGUCAGAUCAAUACAGAAUCCUUUCCUUCCUAUCCUGUUUUCUCUCCUGUUUCUUUGGAUUAUAACAGUGAACCUGCUGCGAUGACUCAGGGAACUCAAGGAACAGUCCGACCAGCUGCCAACUUUGAUGCCAUGAGAGAUGCAGAAAUUCUUCGUAAAGCAAUGAAAGGUUUUGGGACAGAUGAGCAAGCAAUUGUGGACGUUGUGGCCAACCGUUCCAAUGAUCAGAGGCAAAAAAUUAAAGCAGCUUUUAAGACCAUGUAUGGCAAGGAUUUAAUCAAAGACCUUAAAUCAGAGUUAAGUGGAAAUAUGGAAGAACUGAUCCUUGCCCUAUUCAUGCCACCUACAUAUUAUGAUGCCUGGAGUUUACGGAAUGCAAUGAAGGGAGCAGGAACUCAGGAACGUGUAUUGAUUGAAAUUUUGUGCACGAGAACAAAUCAGGAAAUCCGAGAAAUUGUCAGAUGUUAUCAGUCAGAAUUCGGACAAGACCUUGAAAAGGAUAUUAGGUCAGAUACAUCUGGGCAUUUUGAACGUUUACUGGUAUCCAUGUGCCAGGGAAACCGUGAUGAGAACCAGAAUGUUAACCACCAGUUGGCUCAGGAAGAUGCUCAGCGUCUCUAUCAAGCUGGUGAGGGAAGACUAGGAACAGAUGAAUCCUGCUUUAACAUGAUUCUCGCCACAAGAAGCUUUCCUCAACUGAAAGCUACUGUGGAGGCUUAUUCCAGGGUGGCUAAUCGAGAUUUGCUAAGUAGUGUUGCCCGUGAAUUUUCUGGAAAUGUUGAAAGAGGUUUAAAGACCAUCUUGCAGUGUGCCCUGAACCGCCCUGCCUUCUUUGCUGAGAGGCUCUACUAUUCUAUGAAAGGUGCCGGCACAGAUGACUCCACCCUGGUCAGGAUUGUGGUCACUCGAAGUGAGAUUGAUCUUGUACAAAUAAAACAGACCUUCAGUCAGAUGUAUCAGAAGACCCUGGGCACAAUGAUUGCGAGUGACACAAGUGGAGAUUACCGAAAGCUUCUUCUGGCCAUUGUGGGCCAAUAGGAGGGAUUUUUUUUUUUUUUUUAAAUAAAUGAAGUAUAUCCUUCAGUGAUUGACCUGCAUGCAGCAGUAUCAACCAUCACCUAAACAAAAGAGCUUUUUACUAAGGACCGUGUCAGGGUAUUGUGCUUGGUUUGCACAUGUGGUUACUGCCUUAAUUCCAAUGUUAUUUUUUUCUCUGUAUACAAUCAAUUUGAAGCCAUAUCACAAUGAUGUAGUACUAAUGCAAUGGUUGUAAGGCAUAAUUUGCACUGUUCUUAUCCUAAUCAGGAUCCCAAAUUGAAUAAAAAAAUCACAGCAGUUUCCAAGUCUGCAUAAUAAAGCUGAAUAAAAGAAAAAGUUGCAAAACUCUGCCUUCCAAAGCACAUGUAGUCCAUUGGACAACUAUAGUUGGUAGUAUGUCAAAACUGUAUUACUUUUUUAAAGAUUCAGCUCUUUGGACCUAGAAGAGUAAUUUGCAUCUUAUUUUACAUAAAUUGGUAUUCUAUAUUUAUAAGCAUUAAACUUUUCAUGUAGGAAAAGAUGAGUAUUGCCUGUAGCAACUUUUUAAAAAGGGAUUAUAUGUUUAUAUGCGUAAAAUAUAUAGCCUACCUUUAGGUCUACUAAAACUCCCUGAAUAUCUUCAUUGUUCCAUGGUUUUGAAAAAAAAAUUAUGAAAGACUUUAAAAAUUAGUAACAAUUUAGUCAUGAUUCAAGAAAGUGAAGCUUGACAAAUAGGAGGUGCUCAGUUAGUAAAUGAAGCUUAUAGUAUCUCUGGGAAAAUUGGAUCCUAGCUCCUUGGAGUAGUUCAGGAGCUCACUCAGUGGUGUAGCAGGAUGAUUACAAAACCCAUUGGUUUAUCCCCACUACUAUGCAAUUACUUAUUGAGUAUACUGAGCAUUAUAAUAGGUAGUCAGGAGAAAUACCAAGAAAGAAGAUUUGUAAUAUAUUGGGGAUUCUAAACAAAUAUUAAGAUAGAAAAAACCCUAUAAAUGUUAGGUAAAUUCUGUUGAGGAUGAGAACCCUAUUAGUUCUAUGUGUGAAGCUCCCCAGCACAAAGCAGACAUUUAAUACAGAAUUGGUGAGUGUAGUAAGAAUUGAGAAGAACAGUAAAUAUCAAUUGUAGUUCAAGGAAUAUUGUUUUUGUGUAAAUACCAAGGGGCAUAUAAGGUGGUAUAAGAUACAACCUUAUUCUAAGGGAGAUAGACCUCUCUCUGUACAGUUGUGGUGAAGGCAAGAUACCCGGGUAGAAGGACAAUGAGUUAAGACGGAUGUUAAUUACUUUGAAAUAGUUUCAUUGAAAAAGUUCAGUUUUGAUGUAGAUGUUGAAAAAGUAACAGUGAUGGAAUUUGGUAAAUACGAGAAGGGGUGUAAGGUAUUGAGGAAAGAAAAGAUAGGAGCAGUAUAUUUUUAAACUUUCUGAAAAUUGAGAUAUAAUUCAUAUACCAUUCACCAUUUUAAAGUGUACACUUCAGUGGUUUUUAGCGUAUUCACAAAUUUGUGCAGUCAUCACCAUAAUCAAUUUUGAACAUUUUCAUCAUCCAAAAAGAAACUUUAGACCUACCAGUAGUCACUCCUCAUUCCUUCUCCUCCUGUCCAGCCCCUGGCAAUCACCAGUUCACUUUGUUUCUAUGGAUUUGCCUAUUUUGGGCUUUUCAUAUGAAUGGAAUCAUUCAGUAUGUGGCCCUUUGUGUCUGGCUUCUUUCAGUUAGCAUACUGUUUUUAAGGUUCAUCUGCUUGUAGUGUGGGUAAGUACUUCAUUCUGUUUCAUGGCUGAAUAAUCCACUGUAAGGACAUUUUUUUUUUUUUUUUUGGUCCAUGCAUCAAUUGAUGGACAUUUGGGUUGUUUUCACCUUUUGAGUCUUAUGAAUAAUGCAGCUGUGAACAUUUAUGUACAAGUUUUUGUGUGGACAUGUGUUUUCAGUUCUCUUGGCUUUAGAACUAGGAGUGGAAUUGCUGGAUCACAUAGUACCUUUAUGUUUAACUUUUUGGAGAUCUGCCAAAAUGUUUUCCAAGACAGCUGCACCGUUUUACAGUCCUACCAGCAGUGAACCCACCUUCCAGUUUCUCUUCAUCCUAACCCAACACUAUCAUUAUCUGUCUCUUUAAUUAUAGCCAUCCUAGUGGAUGUGAAGUGACCUCCCCUUGUGGCAUUGAUGUGCAUUUCCCUAAUGACUAUUUUCUUGUGCUUAUUGGCUAUAUGGAUUAUCAUCUUUGGAAAAAUGUCUUCUAAUACUUUGUCCAUUUUUUUUUUAAUACUUUGUCCAUUUUAAAAUUGGGUUGUCUCCUUAUUGUUGAGUUGUAAGGGUUAUUUAUAUAUUCUGUAGGGUAGACACUUAUAUGAUUUUGUACUCUAUUUAUGAAAUGGUCAGUUUAGGUGCAGCCACUAGAGGAGACAGAGGAGAGGCUCAGGAAAACUAUUAUAUUCAAACAUCCUGGAGACAAGAGGCACUGCCACACACAGGGCCAUAGGCGAAAGACACCAGGGUGGUCAGAAGACCAAGGGGAAUGUUUAGGCCAUGACCUUUAUUGGGGUUUCUAGAAAGGCAUAGCAGGACAGGGUAAACAGUUAAGUAUUGGCUAGUUUGAGUAAAUUUGUAGCAUUUGGGCUACAUGAGUGGUCUUUUAAUGUCCUCAUACCUGGCCACAGGAUAAUGAAGGCAGAGGAAAAUUGCCUCCUGGGGUGAGGGCCUGAUAUAGAAGGUAUGGCUCUGGAUUGGUUAGUUUGCAUAUCAAAGCCAUGCUCCUUGCUGGAACUUUUGCCAGCUCAAUGAAUGGGUUUAUGAGGGAGGAGGUAGUCUCUUCCUAGUCAGAAGUUUUUUAAGAUAGAAAAACAUAGUACACCAAAAUUUUUAUAUCCACUCAAUAUAGAUUUACAAAUAUUUUUCUCCUGUACUGUGGAUAGCCUUUUUACUCUUUUUCUUUUUUUAACUCUUUUUUUUUUUUUUUAAAGUAAUCUCUACACCCAACAUGGGGUUCAAACUCACAACCCCAAGAUCAAGAGUUGCAUCCUCCACCAACUGAGCCAGCCAGGUGCCCCUUUUUUAUGUUUUUGAUGGUGUCCUUUGAUGCACAAAAGUUUGAAAUUCUGAUGAAGUCCAAUUUUUUCUUCUUUGGUCACUUGUGCUUUCACUGUCCUGUUCAAGAAACCAUUGUCUAAUGAAAGGAUAACAUGAUUUACCCAUAUUGUUGUCUUCUAAUAUUUGUUUUAGCUCUUACAUUUAGGUCUUUGACAUUUUUAGUUCAUUUUUAUAUAUGGUGAGAUGUCCAACUUCUUUCUUUUGAAUUUGGAUAUAUGGUUAUCCAACCAUCAUUUGUUGAAAAGACUAUUCUCUCCCCUGUUGAGUGGUCCAAGCACUCUUGCCAGAAAUCACUGACCAUAAACACAAAGUUUUAUUUGAGUUCUCAAUUCCAUUUGUCUAUACAUUUAUCCUUAUGCAUUGAUUAAGCUGUACUUAAUUACUUGAUAAAGUAGCUUUGUAGUAAGUUAGAAAUUGGGAAGUGUGAGUCCUCCAACUAUGUUCUUUUUCAAUAUUGUUUGCCAUUCUGGCUCUCUUGAAUUUCCAUAUGAAUUUUAGAAUCAGCUUUGUCAAUUUCUGCAAAAAAAAAUCCAUCUGGGAUGCUGAUUGCUUUGACUCUAAAUCAAUUUGAGGGUGAGCAAUACAUUUGAUUGUAUUAUUGGAUGCUAUCAGAAAUAAAUUGACUGGAGAUAACAUAUUAGCUAUUUAGAAAUGAGUCUCUUCGAGUAAUGAGAAAAGAGUUAUUGGGAUAUAAGUCAUUUAGUGGAGGUCUUUGAAACCCAAACUAAAGAGUUAAAUAUUACAGCUUUUUUUGGCCUCCAAACUUGUUUGUAUAUGUAGAUGACUAAAUUCUGAUUCUCAGUACCAUUGUAUUUUCUGUAGUACUGAAGAGCAUCUUUUCCAUGUUUCCUUAGGAAGUUGAGAUUUUAAAUCAGUCAAAAAAAAAAACAACCACAUUUGAAUGCCCUUCCUUGUAAGGACUAAGGAAAUUCAGAGUGGUCACUGUUAAGCAUUCCAGGUGAAUAAAAGAACUAGAACACAAGGGUUUGCCCUCAGGCACUCUACACUAUCAUUAUUUAUUGACAGUGAUUAAUUAUGUUUAAGGAGGUGACACCUAUACUUACCUUUCAUGCCUAGGUAUCAUGAGUGAUCCAGUUCCCUAGUGAAGACUCAAUAAGCCUCACUUAUUACAUAAA